This is a messenger RNA of Fopius arisanus, 3647 nucleotides long. It is a transcript of the gene Ars2, whose product is annotated as arsenic resistance protein 2. Bases 151 to 3048 code for a protein of 965 amino acids. NCBI's taxonomy places the organism in Eukaryota, Metazoa, Arthropoda, Insecta, Hymenoptera, Braconidae. Gene Ontology annotation, cellular component: nuclear body. The transcript has 9 exons. Gene Ontology annotation, molecular function: nucleic acid binding. Gene Ontology annotation, biological process: mRNA processing; primary miRNA processing. The record is from RefSeq and is a predicted model, not a curated record.
ACACGUCCGCCAUUCGGUCAAUUACCGAACGGUAAAUUCCUUCGCUUCACUCCUUAUAACUGUUUUUUUUUUAAUAAAUCAUUGCACAAACAGUGCAUAAACACUCUCAACAAUUGUCUAAGUGUUCGACGUUCGAUUCUUUAUCAAACGAUGGGAGACUCUGAUGACGAGUACGACAGGAAGCGUCGGGACAAAUUCCGCGGGGAAAGACCAGAGUCUUAUUCCAGAGAGGGACGCAGGGAUGACAGACGGAGGGAUGAGUGGGCCGAGAGGGAAUGGUCGAGUAGAGCGAGAGCUCGUCCAGAUUAUCGAGAAUAUCGUGGUGGAGGUGGAGGUGGCAGAGAGAGAUACAGUCCAGGAAGAUCCCAGGACAUGGGACCACCGAUGAAACGAAUGAGAGCUGACUGGGACGAUCGAGGUUCAAGAUAUCCACAUGGCGAUUAUUAUGGCGGUGGUGGAGGUGGGGGUGGCGGAUCCUGGGGUCCAGAUCAUUAUCCACCCCCUCAUCACCCAAAUCAUCACUAUGGAAACCAUAACAACACCGUCAGCAGCGCGAGUCGAGAGGUAGCUGGCAACUUCAGCAAUUCAAACGUAGAGACUCAGCCCCCGAUGAUGACAUUCAAGGCCUUCCUGGUCACCCAGGAAGACACCAUAACCGACGAGGAGGCAAUAAAGCGCUACAACGAGUACAAACUCGAAUUUCGUCGUCAGCAACUCAACGAGUUCUUCGUAGCCCACAAGGACGAGGAAUGGUUCAAGAUUAAAUAUCAUCCUGAAGAGUCGAUUAAGAGAAAGGACGAACAGGUUUCAGCGCUCAAGAAACGUGUGGAAGUAUUCUUGGAGCUUCUAAAUUCAGGACAAAUCGAAAAAGUGUCGAUAGAUUCUGAUCAGUCAGACGUAUUGCUCCAUCUUCUGGAUUCAGUUGUCAUAAAACUCGAAGGUGGAACUGAAGAGGACUUGAAGAUUCUAGACUCGAAGCCUCAGAUUCCAGCACUGAGAGAAUUCAUGCGGAAAGAUAAGGAGAAAGAGAAGGAAAAAGAGAAGGAGAAAGAGAAAGAGAAAGAGAAGGAGACAGAGAAAGAAAAAGAGAAGGAUAAGGUAGAAGAGAAAGAGAAAGUCGAGGAGAAGACAGAGGAGGAUGACAAGAAGGAGGAGAUCACUAAGUCUUCCCCAGAUGAGGAAGCUAAAGUCGACAGCGAAGAGAAACCGCAAGAGGCAAUGGACCAAGACCCUUCAGCACCAGACGAGCAGAACGGUGACAUCGAGAUGAAGCCCUCUUCUCCAGGAGGCCCCACUGACGUCUCCGAGCCAGUGCCUGAGGCCCCAGCAGACACCUCCAACCCCCCAGAGGAACCGCCGACCGAUGCGUCAGAGUCAAACCCCAAAAAGCGUAAGAGAACCGACUCCAACUCGAGUUCCUCCUGGUCAUCCAGCAGUUCCUCCUCAGACAGCGAUAAACCAGAGACCCCGAAAGAGGCAAAACCCGAUGAGGAGACCCCACAGGUCCCCGACGAGCCCUUAGAGCCAUCAGAGCCAACAGAGCCAACAGAACCUCCAAAAUCCGAUAGCAAAGAGGAAGAAGAGGGCGAGGCUCAGGAGCCGGAGAAAAAAUCCCCCCCAGCUGAAUCGUCCCCUAAGAAAAAAGAGCCUGAACCAGAGGCUGUGAUUGAUCUUGCCUCCGAGGAUAAGGAGAAAGAACCCAGGGCCCUUCACAAGACCAGCAGCAUAUUCCUGAGGAAUCUAGCCCCCACGAUAACAAAAGCUGAGGUCGAAGCAAUGUGCAAACGCUUUCCAGGUUUUCUCAGGGUGGCAAUUGCUGAUCCGCAGCCGGAGCGUCGCUGGUUCAGAAGGGGUUGGGUGUCCUUUGAACGUCAGGUAAAUAUCAAGGAGAUUUGCUGGAGUCUUAACAAUAUUAGAUUGCGAGACUGCGAGCUUGGGGCCAUUGUCAAUCGUGAUUUAAUCAGAAGAAUCAGAACUGUCAAUGGAAUUACAGCACACAAACAGAUUGUUAGGUAUGAUAUAAAGCUGUCAGCUAAGAUUGUUCAUAAUCUUGAUACUAGGCUGGGGCUUUGGAGUGAUGAUAAGGGUGAAGAGAGCGAUAAAAAGGAGAAAAGGGAGAAUGAUAUGGAGCAGGCGGCAUUUGGCCUGUCCUCCAAGAAUCCAGUGCUCAAGAAUAUAACGGAUUAUUUGAUUGAAGAGGCAUCUGCUGAGGAGGAGGAACUCCUUGGGAUGUCUGGGGAUCAGGAAGAGGGACAGCUCGGGGAUGGUGAGGGACCCAUCGAGCGUGAUCCAACGUUGAUCAAAGUUCUCGAUCGAUUGAUACUUUAUUUGAGAAUUGUUCACUCUGUUGAUUACUAUAAUCACUGUGAAUAUCCUAAUGAGGACGAGAUGCCCAAUAGGUGUGGCAUCAUGCAUGUCAGAGGACCUCCACCUGCUGCCAAGGUGUCAUCAUCAGAGCUUGGGGAGUAUAGCAGAAAUUUUGAAGGAAAAAUGUCGGCUUUUCUUGCUCCUGUGGCUACUGUCCCAUCUGGUGAGUUUGAAAAGCUCGGGGCUAAAGAUGCUGAGGCUGAGGUUGAGAAAUUCGUGCAGGCUAAUACUCAGGAGUUGUCCAAGGAUAAGUGGUUGUGCCCUCUCAGUGGGAAAAAAUUCAAGGGACCCGAUUUCAUCAGAAAACAUAUUUUUAAUAAACAUGCAGAGAAGGUGGCGGAGGUCAAGGCUGAGGCCGAGUACUUUAAUAAUUAUUUGAAGGACCCCAAGAGACCCAUUCUACCUGAACAUCCUGGCAAUAAGGCACCACCUAGGGAAACACCCAGGGAAAAUUUCCCUCACUUCGGAGCCAUUGGAGGCUUCGGUGGAUUUGGAGGUGGAAAUUUUGGAGCUUCACGAGGUGGAUUUGGUGGUGGCUAUGGUGGUGGUUUCGGUGGUGGAUUUGGAAUGCCACGUCCUAAUCGUGGUGGAUUCAACAGAGGACGGGCCGCUCCAGAAUCAACAUCGAGACCAAUAAUUAGUUAUAAUGACCUGGACCAUUUAGGCGACGAUAUAUUCUAAUUUUUUCACGAGAGAAAAUUCCUCGAACAUUGAUCUAACGAUCUAUUACGUAUAUUCGAUGUUAUGGAGGCAGCAGUCGUUAUUUCUAAUCAUUUUUAUCAACAAUUAUAAUUAUUUCCUCGGCAAUUACGUCGAUUUGAUCGCUCGCUAUGGCAUUAGCUUCUGAAUUCAUAAUUUUAUAUAAUUAAUGGCAUUUUAAUGAAUUGUUACACUUAAAGUUCACGAUAAACUGCUGCCUCCAUGAGAAUAUUUACGUGCCAGAGAUAAAAUGAAACAAAACAAGUGGAAAAAAAUGUAAAUACAAAGUAAAAAAAAUUCAACUCAAAGACCACAAAUUUCGAAGGUAAACAAAUAAAUGUAUUCGUUGUAAUUGAUCUGUCAAUUUAUUUUAUUAAAAAAUUUCCCCUCCAUUCCUGUUUUCACCUCUUGAUGAUACAAUGACACAAUAAAAUGAUUUAACACUUGGAUAUUUAUUUGUUUAUUUUCAAUGGACGUGAUAAAUCAUCGAUUGAAAGUACAUAAAUAAUCGAAUGAGAGAAAUAAAAUCGAAGGGACAAAACAUUAAAUAAAGCUAAUGGUUUUUAUGGUUUUUUUGCCAA